Molecule: messenger RNA, 726 nt
Organism: Echinostoma caproni
Lineage: Eukaryota; Metazoa; Platyhelminthes; Trematoda; Plagiorchiida; Echinostomatidae
Source: the annotation of a GenBank genome assembly
AUGGACACCCCUAUUCACAAAAAGGUUUGCUAUUACUAUGAUGGGGAUAUUGGAAAUUACUACUACGGACAGGGACAUCCAAUGAAGCCCCAUCGCAUACGUAUGACUCAUAAUCUGCUUCUGAACUACGGUUUGUAUCGCAAGAUGGAGGUUUAUCGUCCGUCCAAGGCGUACAGUGAAGAUAUGACCAAGUUUCAUAGUGAUGAAUAUGUCAAAUUCCUGAAAAAUAUUCGACCUGACAAUAUGCACGAAUUUAACAAACAAAUGCAGCGUUUCAAUGUCGGCGAGGACUGUCCUGUCUUCGAUGGUUUGUUCGAGUUCUGUCAACUCUCCGCUGGAGGCUCAAUCGCGGGUGCUGUUAAACUCAACAAGCAGCAAACGGAUAUCGCCAUCAAUUGGGGCGGUGGUUUGCAUCAUGCCAAAAAGUCGGAAGCUUCCGGGUUCUGCUAUAUCAAUGAUAUAGUUAUCGGGAUUCUUGAACUUCUGAAGUAUCAUCAACGUGUCUUGUAUGUCGAUAUCGAUAUCCAUCACGGAGAUGGUGUGGAAGUCAUGGAAUCUUUCCGUCCGGGAGCAGUUGUUCUGCAAUGUGGCGCAGAUUCUCUAAGUGGUGAUCGUUUGGGUUGCUUCAAUCUAACUGUUAAAGGACAUGGAAGAUGCGUUGACUUCAUUCGGUCUUUCUCCAUUCCUCUGUUACUUGUUGGUGGUAAGUAUCCUGAGGGUUUAUAG